Molecule: messenger RNA, 2424 nt
Organism: Microdochium trichocladiopsis
Lineage: Eukaryota; Fungi; Ascomycota; Sordariomycetes; Xylariales; Microdochiaceae
Product: subunit 17 of mediator complex-domain-containing protein
Exons: 2
Coding region: 1-2424 (807 amino acids)
Biological process (GO): regulation of transcription by RNA polymerase II
Cellular component (GO): mediator complex; core mediator complex
Molecular function (GO): transcription coregulator activity
Source: RefSeq, a predicted model, not a curated record
AUGGCCGCUUCGCCCUUCUCCCUCCGGCCCUGGCCAACCGGCGACAAGAAGCCAAAGAACCUCGCAGAGUUUGUCGCCCGCGUCCAUGCCGAGCCCGGCGGCUUCCGCAGCGUCACCGAGGACAAGCUGCGCGACGACAUCAAGGCACUCGACGACACCGCUGGCCUCGACCAGCCCGACUCUUCGUCCUCCGACGAUGACAGCGACGACGGCGACGACGAGACCAAGGACGACGAGGACACAAAAGACGCCAUUGCCGCGCGCGACGAGUUCUUCCGGAGUUGCGACCAUGCCCACCAGUCGGCCAUGCUCGCCCUCGACGCCAUCUCGCUCCUCCUCUCAAAGGAAAUGCCAGUCCAGGCCGGCACCACCCUGUCCACAGCCCUGAGGGAUGCCGUGGGCAUCGGCACGCUCGGCGCCUCCAAGCUCCACGACUCCAACGUCACCGAGGCGCGCACAAAAAACGACCUCACCGUCGCCACGGGAUGGCGCGUCAUGGGCCUCAACAAGAUGGUCGACUCGGUCAUGGCCGCUGCCGAGCGCCUGGAGAAAGAGAUGGAGCUCGAGGCAAAGUACUGGGCCGACGUGCUCGCCGUCAGCGACAAAGGCUGGGCCGUCUGCUCCCUGCCACAGGACCAGCACACCCUGGGAGUGCGCUUCGGCUUCUCGGAAGCCGCACCCGAGUUCAGAGACCAGAGCCUGGCUCCCCUACGACGGCAAGACGACGGCACUGUCCGUCUGGACACGUCUCGCGUUGGCCGCGGUUCGCAGAGAAUACGUGUAUCCGUUGAGAGGAACGGCGGCGUUACCGCCCAAUCCCGUAUCCCGCGGCGCACGCCGGACGACGCUCCACUGCCAGACCGGGUGCUUGAGGCCAGAAACACAGCCUUCUCCCAGGAGCUCUGGUACGAGCUCAACAGGGAGGCACGAACCCUGCUCUCAUACGGCGUCCAGAUGACCGACACCGAGGUCACUUACCAGACUGGACCGGACACAAAGAUCAUCCUGACGCUCCACGAUCUUGUUGACGAGCAAGACGAGGAGGAACAGGGAUCCGGCCACAAGGACCAUGACCUGGCCAACUCGGUGACAAUGGUUCUACACUUCCUCCUGUCUUUUGCGCAUCGCCAAAACUACCGCACCCGGACGCAGAUCAGCACAGCCCGAGCUCCGCCGACCACUCCACCAUAUUCGCUCCUGCGUCCUCUGAUUGCCCGCACGAGACACAUCAGCACCUGCGACGGCCUGGCACGCUUCCUCGGCGAACUCGUGUCCGUGCUGCAGAGAGCCGGCGUGUCGACAGCGUCGUACACCAUGACGGCACAGCCCGUGGCCAUCCAGCCACAUCAGGAGGCCCAGGUGCGCCGCGCCUCCAAGUCCGAGAUCCUCUCGGCCAACCUCAUCUCGUCGAUGGACCUGCAGGCCGAGCUGGUGCUCACGAGCGAGGCCCGGCUCAACAUCCGCGGCAGGACGUUCAUGCAACCCUGGAUCGGGCAGCAGCUACGCGUCCUCCUCGCCGCGCCCCAGGCGGCACCGCCGUCAUCCUCCUCCACGUCUCCAGCCGCGGCGGCAGGAGGCAGACUUCCAGCGACCACCACCGGGGCCGCCGCCGCCGCCGCUAACCCUCUAGAAUCAUCAUACCCGCCGUCAGGCGACGCCUACCCAGACCUGGCCAGCCUGACGACGUACCUGCGCAAUGCCACCUUGCGCGCGCUCUCACACAAUCUCGCCGCCAACGCCGCCGCCGCCUCCAGCGCCUCCGCUUCCAAUACAGCGGACAUUGGCCGGUCCGAAGGAUUCACGGGCCCAGUCAUCACGGCGGACCACGGCAAUAGGGAGGUCCGACUCAGCUUUGUCACAAACACGGACAUAGUCAGCACCACCACCACCGAGCCCAGCAGUAGCAGUAGUGCUGCUGCUAUUACUGCUGCUCCGCCUUCAGCGACCCCAUUGGUCCUGCAGUGCGAAGGCCAGUGGCGUUCCUCAUCAUCAUCGUUGUCGACGUCGUCAUCGUCAUCGUCUCCUCCAGCUCGAAAACGACCGUCAGACGCCACAAACGGCAGUAACGCAGACAUCAUCAAUAGCAACAACAAUAACAACGAUGACGGUAAUGACACCAGUGCAGACGGAACGGCACCGGGUGGUGGCGACGGCAUCGGCAACGGCCAUGAUGGUGCCGAGACCAAGACUCAAAGAUGGACCUGGACUUCUUUGGCUCCGGCUUCGGCUGCUUCAGCAGCAGCAGGAGGAGGAGGAGGAGGGGAACCGGGAUCGACAACGACGACAACGACUACCGGACAAGACAGGGUGGUCAAGACCAAGGGAACUCACAGUAACACCACCGGAGAGGGUCGCAACCUGGUCGCCACGAAAUCUGACAGGCUCGAAGCCGUGGUUGUAAAGAUCCUCGUCGGAAGGCUGUGA